Aedes aegypti (yellow fever mosquito) is the source of this 2717-nucleotide messenger RNA. Its product is annotated as pollen-specific leucine-rich repeat extensin-like protein 1. The coding region runs from base 263 to 1360 and encodes 365 amino acids. The transcript is spliced from 3 exons. The record is from RefSeq and is a predicted model, not a curated record. NCBI's taxonomy places the organism in Eukaryota, Metazoa, Arthropoda, Insecta, Diptera, Culicidae.
ACGAAAAUUACGGCCGUCGUGAGUUUGCUUUUCCCUUGCAAAGCAGCAAAGUAGCAAGCCAGCCACAAAAGAGAAGAAACUGUUCGACGGAGAUUUUGGAAGUAGCCACUGGCAAAGAGCGCGUUCGCGAUUAGCUAUACGUUUCAUGUUAUUUUGACCCUGCUGGUGUGCAAAGCGCGGAUCCGGAAUCAUUUCUAGAAGGACGGAAAUCGGUGUGAAGUUGUGAAAGCGAAACAAAAAGGAUUUAACAUACACCGUGAGAAUGUCGGAUACUACGGAGAACGCCGCCACGGAAAACGCCACUACGGAACCAGCAGCAGCUGCCCCAGCUCCAGCUCCUCCAGCGGAAGCCGAGGUGAAAACGCCGACCAAGCGUACGCCAUCAAAGCGUAAAAAUAAUGCAUUCCAGCGGGAAAGUGAAGAGUUGCUAAAGACCAUGGGCAUGGAUCCCGCGGAGGAUGGUGGCCGACGACGAACCCGAGCCAGCACACGUGGAGUCAGUGCCCCAGCCACACCGGCCACUCCUCCGGCCAAAAAGGCCCGCACGGCAGCCACUCCUUCGCGGAAGGGUCGAGGGAAUAAGGAUGAUGACGAUGAGGGAAAAUCGCCGGAAACCGAGUCCGCAACCCCGAAGAAGCGAGGACGUCCUUCGGCCAAGGACAAGGCCGAAGCGGAAGAGAAGCAUGACGAAGAGGAGUCUAAGAAGGACGAUGAAACUGAUGGCAAGAAGGAGGAUGAAGCCGCAAAGGACACAAAUGAAGUGCAUGACGAUGAGGCGGAUAAGAAGCAGGAAGACAAAGUUGAUGGCGCCGUGGUAAGCAGCACGGAAAAGGAAGAAGCGCCAAAGGAGGAAUCUAAGCCGGUCGAAGAUGCUCCUGAAAAGAUGGAAGUCGACGAAGAGAAACCUGCAAAGGAAGAAGUCAGCAAACCAGAAUCAGUUCCGGAAGAGGCGGCAACGACAGAAGCGGCCGCUCCCGAGGAAACACCAAAACCUGCAGAACCGGAACCCGCCAAACCAGUGGAAGCAGAAGAAAAGAAGCAAGAAGUACCUGCCCCUGUCGCUUCUGAAGAACCAAAACAGGAAUCCGAACCGGCCCCCCAGGUUCAGGAAGCGGAAUCGAAGACGGAGGACAACUGCAGUUCCACACCAGCCACGGAGGAAGCGACGCCUGUGGUGGAAGAACCUGCGGUGGUACCAGUUGGCAACGAGGUCAGCAGCACAGAGGCGGAAAAGACGAACAAUGAUGUGGCCCCGGUGGUGGAGAGCAGCGUGGAAGAAACGAAGGUGGAGAACUCUGCAGAGCCCAAAAUUGUUCCCUCGGAAGCGACAGCGGUCGAACCUACUGCGGCAGCACAGUAAAUCCCGUGGGCACAAAUGGAGUUGUGCUUCUUCAGCGCUUCAACUACACAGUUAAGAACAACACCUACACACAACCACACAUACAAUAACGUUGACAUAACUUCGAUUGCGCAACCUUUCUUGCUGUCUUCGAUAUGAUCAGUCAACCCCCUCUCCAUAGACGAAGAAAUCACCGAAUGAAGUUAUGCAAAAAUGGUAACAUCUUCCGAAAAAAGAUGUGCGUUUCUUAAAACUUCUCACACACUUUUUGACAUUGUUCACUUAUGUGCAGUAGUCGGGAUAUCUUAAUUAUCUGAUAGCGAACCCGAACAUGGUUUUUAGAUUCCUUGCGGCAAUCGAUUUUAGGCUAUUUGAAUAACACAUAUUAAAACCCAUCGGGAGUAGCGCAGCGGGAAUUCUUAACAAAAAACAAAUUCAUACAAACUAUUAGUAUGUACAAUGGAUACAUAUUCCAACACAGAUUGAUUCUCUGUAAAGCAGCAGAUUGAGAAAAUUUAGGCAAUAUUGAUGUUUCUUUUUUUCGUUCUUUUGAUUGUUCAGACAAAGGCAAAAUAGAAUUUACUAGGGCAGGCAUGGAACCACUUUGAAUGGUAAUAGAUGUUAAGCGCAAGUCAUAUGGAUUCUCUGACCUGAAACCAAUUUAAAUGUAGAGUUUAUAAUUUGCUGAUUUCUUCAACUUUGACCACCAAUUGCUGGACCACGACUGUAAUGUUCGACUUGUGUAAAGAUACCACCUGGAAUAUAAUUUGACUUGUUCCCGAGUUAUUUUUUUUUUCAGUAGUUUUUGAAUCAGAUGCGGACGGGUAAAUGAUUCGAAUUUAAUGUCCAAAUUAAGUCACAUAUAAGAAGAUUUAUUUCUAUUCGAUUUCUUCAGGCGAAAAACAAAGAUCUUAAAGAAUUUCAGAUUAAUAUUUUUGCCAUCUUAGAGGUAUGAUUUAUACAUUAAAGCGAAGAAAAACGGGAAGAUUUAUUUAACUGACGUUUGGCAAAUAAAGAUGAAACUCCUGACAUACAAUAUAAACCAGAUCAAUCCCCACAAUCGAUUUUCAUAUUUUUUUUCUUUCGAAACUGACAGAAACCUGAGAACACAUACACACAUCUACACCAAUUUACACUGAGACAGAGUUGCAGCAGCCGCGUUCGCCCUAUUACAAGUGUACUAUGUUAACGUGCCGUAUUUGUAUGGCGUGUCAACCCUGCAUUGGUGGGCGUACGCGGCUGAAAUACAACACAAAGAGCAAACAAACAUAAGAGGAAAUACAAAAAUACAUCUUUUUAACUAAUGUAUAGGUUAUUUUAUUAUUGUGUCGUGAAUGAGACCGAAAGAGAUGAUAAAUAUAGAAAUAUGGACAAACAA